UGAAAUUUAAAGCUUAAUAUUCAGGACAUCAUGAUGAAAUACUGGACCUUGUGAAUAAGGGAAGAAUGACGUAAACAAUGCGGUGUUCUUUACAGCUCCGGCCGGUAGAAGGGCUCAGCAGCAUUCACUACAAAGGGCGAAACGAGGGUCAGAACAGAACAUGAUGCGGACGUGACGUAGGCGUCAUUCACUGGGGACCUUUAAUCCGCUGCCGCAGCAGCCCGGCCGGUAACGAGAGGAGGGGUAAACGGUCAGUCAGGAUUGGAUUGCGCAGGCUACAAUAUAACCGGAUAUAUUUAUAAAUAGGGGCCUAUAUUAAUCGAUUUUAAAAUAAGAACAUAAUAUUAAUUGUAGAAAACGCCGACUGAACAGAGACAAACCCCUCCUCUCUCGUUAGGCUACUUCCUUGUCGACGCAUCUAUUCUGCACUGUGUUCUCUUGUUCUAGGCGGAAAAUUGAAAAACUUCGUUCAAAUACAUAUUUUGACAUAAAUUAAUGGAUGAUUACGGGUUCGGUUUAUUACAGACAGCGACCAUUGGACACAACUCUACCCUUCUCGACGGACGCGCUUUCUGAUCCUAAUGCUCCUCCUCUUCUGCGGUUUCCAUCGGCCAGUUGUGCCCCGGAUCACCCUUGGUUUCGCGCAGUAGCCUCGCUGCCUUGUCCCCACUGUUCCUGUCAGCUGCUGCGCAUCAGCAAAACAUGCAGAAUGAGUCUGUGGGGGUGACAACCGAACAACGACCCUAGUCAACAGAGGAAAACUACAGCAGCAACAACAACACAAUCAAUAAAACCGGGAUACAGCAACCAAACCAAACCAACAACCAGCUAGGAACCCUCACUUCCUCCACAACCACCUGAACCAGAAUCCAGAUUUUCCAUAUUUUGGUCAUUUUUUCCCGACGCAGUCUAUCUGUGACCUUCAGCACGACCGGAAAAUACAUCAGCAGUUAAGUCAGAGAGCUGAGUUUGGCUGCACUGAGUCGCCCCCACCCCAAGGAAAAUUCAGUCACCUGCCGCAGAGGCAGCCUUUCACCGCUCAAGUCUCCAUCGAACCCGAGCGCAGCGCAUACUCCAGACCGGGACAAAUCAGCCGCUAGCCAGUGGAGGAGGUUGAAGCCGAUGUGGAGACUGCCGCGUUGCCAUCGCCGACUUCCGUAAAUCCAAACAAGGUUAGGAUCCAAAUGGACUCCCCCAUCACCCACCAUAUAAAUAACGGCAAUGGCAGUAGCACCGGCAAUAUGUUGUCCGGGGGACUCGGGGGCGGUUUUCCGAACCUCCAGAACCAAGAGAUGCAGAACCCGAGUGGCGCCUCAGCUUCACCUCCCCUCCCUGGAUUCGGAACCCCGUGGUCCGUUCAGACCAGCUCUCCACCACCACCCGUUUCUAACUCGGCCAACCCUAUCCACCACUCAAACGCGAUUAAUCAGUUGCCUCAUACAGACCCAGACAACAGCUUCUAUCCCGGUAUCCCCUCGUCUAUCAACCCGGCCUUCUUCCAGAGUUUUUCUCCGGUGUCGACUAAUCCAUGCCCAGGGAUUAACGUGCAGGGCUUCAGCAGCCAGUUCUCACCCCAGAUCAACGCCCACCAGCAGCCGCAGCAGCAGAGCCGCAGGUCCCCCGUCAGCCCCCAGAUGCACCCCCAGCACCAUCAUCAGCACCAGCAGGGCGCCUUCCUGCAGCAGAGGAACAACUACAACCACCACCACCAGUCCAUGGUGAAGCAGUCUCCCUGGACUAGCAGUCACCAGGGGAGUGGCUGGGGCUCUGGGAAUGUGUCCUGGGGUCGGGACCACCGUCGUGGUGGAGGCAUGGGCAUCCCGGGCUCUGUCAGCCAGGUUUCCCCCAUGAAGAAGCCCUUCCCCAGUAACGUCAUUGCACCUCCCAAGUUCCCCCGCUCCGCCGGCUCCAUGGGCCCCAAGUCCUGGAUGGAGGAGAACAUGUUCCGAACAGACAGUAACAGUAACACGCUUAUGCCUCUCCAGGAACGCUCUAGAAUGUACGACAGCCUGAACAUGCACUCCCUGGAAAGCUCUCUGAUUGACAUCAUGCGGGCGGAGCAAGAUCCAAUGAAGGGUCGUGUGGGAUGCCCUCAUCCCGGGGCUGACGGCCUGCUCAUGCUCAAUGCAAGGAGCUAUGGGAGACGUCGAGGCCGCUCCUCCCUGUUCCCCAUUGAAGACAGCCUCCUUGAUGAUGGGCACGGUAACCAAGGCAUCCCAGGGCUUGGCCCUAACUGUUACCCCCACCAGAACGGGGAGCGCAUCGAGCGUUUCUCACGCAAAGUGUUUGUGGGCGGCCUGCCCCCUGACAUAGAUGAAGAUGAGAUCACCAACAGUUUCCGUCGCUUUGGCCACCUGGUGGUGGACUGGCCACACAAGGCUGAGAGCAAAUCCUACUUCCCCCCCAAAGGUUACGCCUUCCUGCUGUUCCAGGAGGAGAGCUCAGUGCAGGCUCUGAUCGAGGCCUGCAUGGAGGAGGACGGCAAGCUCUACUUGUGUGUCUCCAGCCCCACCAUCAAAGACAAGCCUGUCCAGAUUCGUCCGUGGAACCUGAGUGACAGUGACUUUGUGAUGGACGGUUCUCAGCCCCUGGAUCCUCGCAAGACCAUCUUUGUAGGAGGGGUCCCCCGCCCUCUCAGAGCAGUGGAGUUGGCCAUGAUUAUGGACCGUCUCUAUGGGGGGGUCUGCUAUGCUGGCAUCGACACCGAUCCAGAGCUCAAGUACCCCAAAGGUGCGGGGCGCGUCGCAUUCUCCAAUCAGCAGAGUUACAUCGCUGCCAUCAGCGCCAGAUUUGUCCAGCUGCAACAUGGAGACAUUGACAAGCGGGUGGAGGUAAAGCCCUAUGUUCUGGAUGACCAGCUGUGUGAUGAGUGCCAGGGUGCGCGUUGCGGUGGGAAGUUUGCCCCUUUCUUCUGCGCCAACGUGACCUGCCUGCAGUACUACUGUGAGUUCUGCUGGGCUAACAUCCACUCCCGCGCCGGCCGGGAAUUCCACAAGCCGCUGGUCAAAGAGGGGGCUGAUCGCCCACGCCAAAUCCACUUCCGCUGGAACUGAAGAAGAACGCGACCACACGUCACCAUGGCGGCACAGUCAGAAGGAACGGUCAAGGAAGAGAGACAUCGCCAGGCAGGAAAAAGGGCAUCGCUCUGCCUCUUACCCUAAGCUAUCAGUAUAGAGUACAUAACAGUAUACAGUAUAUAUAUCUUUUGUAGCAGCCAAACACUACAAGCCUCAGUUUUUCACCAAAACCCCCCAUACAUCUCAGGCUCUGACAACUUUUUUGUGGUACUUUAAUGUUUUUUAAGAGGAGAUUUAAAAAGAGAUUGAUUUUUUGUAGGUUUUUCAAAUUAUUUUUAUAUGUGAGAUUUAACGUAGAUAUGAGAAUGUUUUUGCAUGGGAGCAGCCCAUCUGUCUGUCUGUCUGUCUGCUGCUAGCCACCCCCUAGUGGGUGUAGCGUGCCCUUGUUUCUGGGAAAACCUUGAUUCUAUAAUCUGAACGCCUGCCCCAGGUCAUUUACCAAAGGUAACAAAACGAUAGUAAAGCAUAAAAGUGAUAAAUUUCUGACACAAAACAAACUCUUAUUUUUUAUUGUUGAUAAUCAUUUGUUCUUUUUCCCCAUCAGGGAAGCCAUUUACAAAAAUUUGGAGGUUAUUUUUGCUCUCAUUUUGACCUGAAAAAAUAUUACCUCAAAAUAUGAAUCUGGUUUUUAUUAAUUCUAUUUAACCUUUUAAAUCACAAGCUAUAUUAGAAGCUUUGCUGCUAUAUAUAAUAUAUGAAUAGAUGUAUAGGUGGUAUAUAUUAACGCCAGCUAUAAACCGGAAUCUUGAAAAAUGAAAUGCAGUCCGCACUCACACACUCAUGGCCCCCAUUGCCAUGGAAGAAUAGAAUGUGAAAAUUGAAGUGCAUGUUUGUGUCUAUACACCCUUUGCAUGCAAGAUAGACUUAACCAAUACAUGUAGGAUAAAGAACAAACUACAGAAACUAUAUAACAGAAAACACUCAAAUCCUACUUUGAAUAGCAACAACAACAAAAAUGUCAGAAGCCUAGGUGUAAGAAAAAAUAUAUAUAAAAAUGAAGAUAAAGGAAAAUACAUGAAAACGACUUAACAUUCAAAAAUCUUGCAUGCAUUGAUGUUGAUCUGUUGUUUGAACCAUUUACAUACUUAUUAUACAAGAAAAGCGAUAUUGGUUCUAAACUAGUGGAUGCCACCAUUUUGUGAUGUGGUGGUUUGUAUGGAGUAAUGAACCCUGUUGAGAAGCUGAGUGGCGUUCAGUCAGUGGUUAGUGUCUGUGUCGUGGCUGUGCUGUCUGUGUGAAUCUUGUUGGUGUGUGGAAUGAGGUUUUAGUUUAGUAACAAUGUAGGUAAACUAGAGGAGAAUGAGAACAUCACAACAUUUUGCCUUCACCCUUCCUAUCCUCCUCACCUUUGUAUAGUUCCAGAGGUUACUCUAAUGUAGCAUAACCCUUUGCAGACCGAAAGCAUACACAGAAGCCAGGCUGGAUCUGAUUUCUACAGGCAUAAGACUGGGAGAUGUGUGUUUAUGCCAUGUGUUAGGCUAGUUGGCCAAUUUAAACCACUGUUCAAAUGUUGAACAAGAGAAGGAUCCAUAAGAAGAAGGAUCCUUAAGAAAGUGUCUGUCCAACAUCUGUUCCUGAGUUGUGUAUCAGGCUACUCAGUUUGAUACACUGUUCUCCAAAACAACCAGGCUCCCAUACAUAUUGUAGUUACAAGUUAUUAGACUACAUACCUGUAGAAAGUGAUCCAGUUUUAUGUCCUGCUAAUGCAAGAUGACAAAGACACACUCCCUCAUAUAUUUUCAGUGAUGGGGAAAUAAUUAAAAUUUAAAAAAUUGGCCUGCAGAAUAUGAUUAACUGUGUUCUUUGUUUAUCUAACUGUGACCCUGUCUCUCUGUGAGUAAUGACCUGCUGGUGCACUAGCCAGCUGUUUGGUACUGUAUAUGUCUGUAUCUCUACAGUAUAAUAUCCCUGUUAUCCUUGUGUCAUUGUGUUUCCUGGUGUGGAGUCAGUCCUUGGUAUGCGGUUUAGACGUGGUUCAGGGGUCAAGUGUGUACUGUCACUACUACUAUUUCAUGGAUAUAAGAUUGUUUAUGUUAAUUUAUUCACCUAUUAGAUCGUUUAUUUGUUCAUGUCUUUAACUUGUGAGUUGGGACCCCCUCUCUGUCCCCUGCCUCUCUAAUCACUUUUGAUAAUAUAUUAUGCACUACCUUUUCUAUAUUUUCCCUCUGAUUAUUUGAUUCUUGACUCGUUAUCACCCUACCAGUUAGUCAGCUGAUUCAAUGCAGACAUGGUUUGGGCAACAACCUAUUUUGCUCAAUUUAAUCACUCUUAAAAGAUUCAGUUCUACCGAACUUCUACCGAUUUAUAAUUCUACCAGAUUAUUUUAUUUUUUCAUAAUGACUUAUUUAAGAAAUUGUGUGAGGAGGCAUUGGUCUUAGGUUUUUCUAUGUGAAUGAAGCAGUAUUCUAAUAUGUUCUAAUGUAUUCGUAGGGGGUCCUGUUGUCUGUCAGUCUCUCCGUCAACUGAAAGAAGGAAGAAGUGCCACAGGGUACUGUGCUAUGAUGAUUGGCUCUAGAGAAAAUGGUGGCCAAAAAACGAUGAGCAACCAUUCAAAGCAAAUGAAGGAUCGUUAUUAAGCCCCCACCCUGUUUGUUCUUUGUCCCGGGGGCCUCGGCUCUCGUGGUGUGGUUGGUGUUGUGCUCAGAACAGAACAGAGCUCUCUUGUACUUUGUCACCAUUGACAUGUAACACGACUCCUUGUGCUGUUUGUUGAGUAAUGGGUCCUAUUUUACAAGUUGAACACUGUUACUUUGUAUGUGUGUGUCUUUUUUUGUAAGAAUCAUAUUUAUUUCACUAUUUUUGUAGACAAAUAACUAUUUGAUUUUGAUUGUAUUUUUCUAUUUCAAUAGGUUAUUAUUAGUAGUAGUAGUAGUAGUAGUUGUAUUACACACAUUUUAGUGCCCCUAAUAUUCUAAUUAUGUCUGGCUCUGUUGAAAGACAAAAAUAAACAAAAGAUUUGAACAAAUAAUUAUGUAAUUGAUGUAUCAAUAUAUGACUGUUUUAAUAUAUCAAUAUGGUUAAUAUACAAGUACACAUUUACAUAUUUUAUUUGAAGGAAGGAAACAUUGAGGGUUCUAUUAUAUUCAUGGAAGACACUUGAGAUUCUCCCCCUGUUGCAUCGAGGCCUACGGUGCCUCUCCUCAUAGAUGCUCUGAAACUUGAAUAUAACACAUUUUGAAAGGCUGAUUAACCUCGAAUAUGUGUUGUGACGUGCAAUACUGUUUCUAAUGUUUGUAUAAAAAGUAAAAAUUACAGUGUAAACCUUUUUAAUGCAGAUUUAUUUUUUUCAUUGCAUAUUUUGCAGAUUUCUGAUCCACAGUGUCAUUUUUUACUGUCAGAAAAGAAACCCCUUUUUUUCAUUGCAACUAUUUUUCAAUCCAGAUAUCUUUGUACUGAUGUAAAUGAUUGUAGUUAUUUUGGAUAGUGUUUUGCUACCAAAAGGAGAGAAGUUUUCAUGCAUAUUUCUAUUUAAUUUUAUUCCGUUUUUUAUUUAAUUUAAUAGAAGCAGAAUACUUGGAAUAAUUUUUCAUAUUAUAUGUCAUUGAUAUUAUUUUGUAUUUUUAUGUGGAAAUAUAUAUAAUUUUAAGAUGCCAAUUGCUAAGAUAUUAUUUUAAUUUGAAUUAUUUUUAAGCUAAAUCUUUGUAAUAUUGUUAAAGUAACUCAUUUCUAAAUCGGAGUUUGUGUAUGAAUUCACAAAAGUGGUUUAUGAGGUGUUCGGAUUGUAAUUAUUACUCAAUGGUUCUUUGAUAUGCAAAAUUAAUAUCAUGUCGAUUUUAAUUUUUGUUUUGUAUUUAAAUGGGGUGUUGAUUACAAUCUGUUUUCUUUCAUUUCCUGAAUAAAUAAAGACCCAUUCUGUUCAGACACAA
Molecule: messenger RNA, 6943 nt
Organism: Oncorhynchus masou masou (cherry salmon)
Lineage: Eukaryota; Metazoa; Chordata; Actinopteri; Salmoniformes; Salmonidae
Product: cytoplasmic polyadenylation element-binding protein 2-like
Exons: 11
Coding region: 1185-3053 (622 amino acids)
Biological process (GO): negative regulation of cytoplasmic translation
Cellular component (GO): synapse; cytoplasm; nucleus
Molecular function (GO): mRNA regulatory element binding translation repressor activity; ribosome binding; mRNA 3'-UTR binding
Source: RefSeq, a predicted model, not a curated record